Canis lupus familiaris (dog) is the source of this 6033-nucleotide messenger RNA. RefSeq names its product mitogen-activated protein kinase 8 interacting protein 3 (gene MAPK8IP3). Gene Ontology annotation, molecular function: JUN kinase binding; MAP kinase scaffold activity; kinesin binding. Lineage: Eukaryota; Metazoa; Chordata; Mammalia; Carnivora; Canidae. Gene Ontology annotation, biological process: vesicle-mediated transport. The coding region runs from base 1392 to 4691 and encodes 1099 amino acids. The transcript is spliced from 28 exons. The record is from RefSeq and is a predicted model, not a curated record. Gene Ontology annotation, cellular component: cytoplasm.
AUGGGUAGGUGGCGGCCUGUAGGGUCAGGGAGAGCCAGGUACUGGGGGAGGCCUGGCCACGCUGCACGGUUCCUUUCGGUGACUUCCAGGGUCAAGGAGGCCCACUGCAAACCCACAGACCUGAGCUUGCCGGGCACGGACCAGCCGGGGACCGUGGCCCUGAGGAAGGUGUUCCGGGAAACAUGUGGCUCUGAAAGGCAUGCACUCCUGUACCUGGCCUCCCCCAGCCCCCACCAGACUUCCCCGUGCCUCUGGACUCCUGGGGCCAUGUCUCCUUGAGUGCUGGCCCGGGCUGGGUGGCAGCAGAGGGCCCUUACCUGUGGGACGCCCAGAAGCCUCUGCCGUGUGGGGCAGACAGACUGCUGGGGCAGCUCCAUCACAGAGGCUCUCAGGAAAGGAUUUUUCCUUCUCUAAUUGGCCUUAAGCUGUAGAACCCAAAUAGAAAAUGCUUGUACCGGGGUGCUUCUAGGGAGAGAGAGGCACAGGCUGUUGCACGGGGCAUAGCGCCUUGGCACAUCAAUGGUCUGGGCCAUCCUGGGGCCUGCAGGGUAGUGGUCCGCCUCCACCCACUGGACACCAGGAGCACCCACCUGUCCCUAGGCAUGAUAGCCACAGAUGUUCCCAGACAUCACCAAGCAUCCCCUGAGGACAUGGUGGGCCUGGGUGAGAGCCCCUGCCUAGAGGAGGAUGUGGAAUAGUGAGAGUCCUGGCAGAGAGGUGUCAGGAGCCUGUUAGAUGAAACCAGACAUCUCUGUCCCAGGCCCUGGCCUGACACCACACGAUCAGGAAAAGGCAGGUCUCAGGGAUGCCCAACCAGCUCUGCCUCCUGGGCACCUGGCGGCAGCCAUGGGAGCCUGGUCACCCUCCCUAGGUGAAAGGGGUGUAGGUCGGUCCCAGUGUGCAUCCAGCUUUACGGACAGGCCCCCUGCCAUCAGCUCCUCCCCUGCGAGAAAGCACUCCCAGAAGCUCCCCUUCUGCAGAAACACGUGGCCCAGUGCUGUCGGCCACAGCCAUGGCCACGGCCACUGGGGCAUGCGAGCCGUAGCCGCUUGGGAAGCCGCGCCCCUUCUCCACCCCCUAGAGGGUAGCAAGGUCUGAGGGGGGUGCUGCCCACUGAGGACGGCAUUGGGGUGAGUCAGGGUCAUCAGUGUUAGUAGACAAGUGGGCCAAUUCCCAGAUACUGUCGGAUGGUUUCAUGAGGAGGGACUGUGGAUGAGGGUGGCUUCGUUUCCCGUGCGGUACUCACGUACAGUGUGUUCUCUCCAGGGAGAUUCUGGUUUUUGUUUUUUUUGUUUGUAAAAAAUUUUUAUUUAUUUUAUUUUAAGUAAUUUGCACACCCAGCGUGGGGCUCGAACUUACUACCCCGAGAUCAAGAGUCACAUGCUCCACCGAUGGAGCCAACCAGGCGCCCCUCCAGGGAGAUUCUUAAGUGUCCACAGGACGAGAUGUCCGAGUCCGGCCAGUCCUCGGCGGCUGCCACACCCAGCACCACCGGCACCAAGUCCAACACACCCACGUCCUCCGUGCCCUCGGCUGCCGUCACACCGCUCAACGAGAGCCUGCAGCCCCUGGGGGACUAUGGUGCCGGCACGAAGGGCAGCAAGCGGGCCCGGGAGAAGCGCAACAGCCGCAACAUGGAGGUCCAGGUCACGCAGGAGAUGCGGAACGUCAGCAUAGGCAUGGGCAGCAGUGAUGAGUGGUCUGAUGUUCAAGACAUUAUCGAUUCCACCCCAGAGCUGGACAUGAGUCGGGAACCCCGCCUUGAUCGCACGGGCAACAGCCCGACCCAGGGGAUCGUGAACAAGGCUUUUGGCAUCAACACUGACUCCCUGUACCACGAGCUGUCAACCGCAGGGUCAGAAGUCAUUGGGGACGUGGAUGAAGGAGCUGACCUGCUAGGGGAGUUCUCAGUGCGCCAUGAUUUCUUUGGAAUGGGCAAGGAAGUGGGGAAUCUGCUUCUGGAGAACUCACAGCUUCUGGAAACCAAAAAUGCUCUGAAUGUGGUGAAGAAUGACCUCAUUGCCAAGGUGGACCAGCUGUCUGGGGAGCAGGAAGUGCUCAAGGGGGACUUGGAAGCCGCCAGACAGGCCAAACUCCGGCUGGAGGGCCGCAUCAAGGACCUGGAGGAGGAGCUGAGGAGAGUGAAGUCGGAGGCCAUCAUCGCCCGCCGUGAGCCCAAAGAAGAGGUGGAGGAUGUAAGCAGCUAUCUCUGUACAGAAUUGGACAAGAUCCCCAUGGCACAGCGCCGCCGCUUCACACGGGUGGAGAUGGCCCGUGUGCUCAUGGAGCGCAACCAGUACAAGGAGAGGUUGAUGGAGCUCCAGGAGGCCGUGCGGUGGACUGAGAUGAUUAGAGCAUCCCGAGAACAUCCGUCUGUCCAGGAGAAGAAGAAGUCCACCAUCUGGCAGUUCUUCAGCCGCCUCUUCAGCUCCUCCUCCAGCCCCCCUCCGGCCAAGCGGUCCUACCCGUCAGUGAACAUCCAUUACAAGUCGCCCACCACAGCCGGCUUCAGCCAGCGCCGCAGCCACGCGAUGUGCCAGAUCUCGGCUGGCAGCCGACCUCUGGAGUUCUUCCCCGAUGAUGACUGCACGUCCUCCGCCCGCCGGGAGCAGAAGCGUGAGCAGUACCGCCAGGUGCGCGAGCACGUGCGCAAUGACGACGGGCGGCUGCAGGCCUGCGGCUGGAGCCUGCCGGCCAAGUACAAGCAGCUGAGUCCGAACGGAGGCCAGGAGGACACGCGGAUGAAGAACGUGCCCGUCCCCGUGUACUGCCGCCCUCUUGUGGAGAAAGACCCAACCAUGAAGCUGUGGUGUGCUGCCGGCGUCAACCUGAGUGGCUGGAAACCCAGUGAGGAGGACUCUGGGAACGGAGUCAAGCCGGUGCCGGGCCGUGACCCUCUGACCUGCGACCGGGAAGUGGAAGGAGAGAGCAAGAGCAAUCACACGUCCCCCGAGAAGAAGGCCAAAGAGCUCCCUGAGCCAGACGCCACCUCCAGCCGCGUGUGGAUCCUCACCAGCACCCUGACCACCAGCAAAGUGGUCAUCAUUGACGCCAACCAGCCAGGCACCGUGGUGGACCAGUUCACCGUCUGCAACGCCCAUGUCCUGUGCAUCUCCAGCAUCCCAGCGGCCAGUGACAGUGACUACCCUCCGGGGGAGAUCUUCCUGGACAGCGAUGUGAACCCUGAGGACUCCAGUGCCGACGGCGUGCUGGCGGGCAUCACCCUGGUGGGCUGUGCCACUCGCUGCAAUGUGCCACGCAGCAACUGCUCCUCCCGAGGGGACACCCCAGUGCUGGACAAGGGCCAGGGGGAGGUGGCUACUGUCGCCAACGGGAAGGUCAACCCAUCUCAGUCCACGGAGGAGGCCACAGAGGCCACAGAGGUGCCAGACUCUGGGCCCAGUGAGGUGGAGGCAGCUGCGGUGCGGCCUGGGCCCCUCACAGAGCACGUCUUCACCGACCUGGCCCCCGCCCCAGCCCCCAGUGCGCAGCCUGGCAGUGAGAACGGGUCAGAGGCCGACACCAGUGGUGUGCAACCCGAGCCAGAGCCCAGCGCAGACCCUGCGGGGGCCAGCACCAGUGCUGCCCCCACGAUGUGGCUGGGAGCCCAGAACGGCUGGCUCUAUGUGCACUCAGCCGUGGCCAACUGGAAGAAGUGUCUGCACUCCAUCAAGCUGAAGGACUCCGUGCUGAGCCUGGUGCACGUGAAAGGGCGAGUGCUGGUGGCUCUGGCAGAUGGGACUCUGGCCAUCUUCCACCGAGGCGAAGACAGCCAGUGGGACCUGAGCAACUACCACCUGAUGGACCUGGGCCACCCACACCACUCCAUCCGCUGCAUGGCUGUCGUGUGUGACCGUGUCUGGUGUGGCUACAAGAACAAAGUGCACGUUAUCCAGCCCAAGACCAUGCAGAUUGAGAAGUCAUUUGAUGCCCACCCGCGGCGGGAGAGCCAGGUGCGGCAGCUGGCAUGGAUCGGGGAUGGGGUGUGGGUGUCCAUCCGCCUGGAUUCCACGCUGCGUCUCUACCACGCCCACACCCACCAGCACCUGCAGGAUGUGGACAUCGAGCCCUACGUCAGCAAGAUGCUGGGCACAGGCAAGCUGGGCUUCUCCUUCGUGCGGAUCACGGCCCUGCUCAUCGCGGGCAACCGCCUCUGGGUGGGCACUGGCAACGGAGUGGUCAUCUCCAUCCCGCUGACCGAGACCGUGGUCCUGCACCGAGGCCAGCUCCUGGGGCUCCGAGCCAACAAGACAUCCCCCACCUCUGGGGAGGGGGCCCGCCCCGGGGGCGUCAUCCAUGUGUAUGGUGACGACAGCAGUGACAAAUCGGCCAGCAGCUUCAUCCCCUACUGCUCCAUGGCCCAGGCCCAGCUCUGCUUCCAUGGGCACCGCGACGCCGUCAAAUUCUUCGUGUCGGUGCCAGGGAACGUGUUGGCCACUCUCAAUGGCAGUGUGCUUGACAGCCCAUCCGAGAGCCCGGGGCCCGCCGCCCCUGCCUCCGAUGCCGAGGGCCAGCUGAAGAACGUGCUGGUGCUGAGCGGCGGGGAGGGCUACAUUGACUUCCGCAUCGGGGACGGAGAGGAUGACGACACAGAGGAGAGCACCGGGGACGUGAACCAGGUGAAGCACCUGCUGUCCAAGGCGGAGCGCAGCCACAUCAUCGUGUGGCAGGUGUCCUACAGCCCUGAGUGAGGCUCCUGGCUCCUGCCCCGCCUACCCGCCGCCCGUGUACAUACAGCCCCGCCCCACAGGCAGCCCGCGCCCGCCCCUCGUAGAACCUCUCAACCUGCAGCUUUCACCUUAGGGCCGGGCCUCUCCGAGAGCGGGCGGCACUGGGAGGUAGAGCGGGGUGCUGCUCUCGCCCCAAGGGGAAGAACCUCUCGGGACACCUUCCCCAGUGGUUUCUGGUUGGCCCCACAUUCUCCUGACCCAGGGGCACUUCAGGGCCAGAGCCAGGCAGGAUCCCGGGCAGGUCGGGCCUAGAAGCCUCUGCUGGGGGCUCCCAGCUCCACCUGGGCCCUCUCUCUCUUGCUCCGAGGAUCCCCCAGGGCAGGGAGCAGGGAGCUCAGCCCCCCAGGUCUUCCCCGCCAUAGCCCACUUGCCUUUGUCUGUUGCCUGAAGGGGUGGGCCUGACCCAAGGAGCCGGCCUACCCCCUGGCCUUCCCUGGACUCCCCCCACCCCGAUGCCUGCCACCCCGGGACUUGGCAUGAAAGCACGUACCCAGGCUGCCUCUGGCAGCUGCUUGAGAAGACGGAGACAGAUGCUCACCCCACGUGGCAGGCCCCACCUCUCCCUGGGUGGAAGAGCCACCUGUAGGAGCAGGCUCCGGAGACCUACACCACCCCCCACCCCCCCACCCAGAAUCCCCGGGGUGGAAUUUCUCAGGCUGCCAGGGCAGGCCCAGGCCUCAGGAAGAAGGGGAGGCCCCUGGCCUCUCCUGGGGUCGGUCCUAGUACACAGGCUCAGCCUUGGGAACGGGGGACACGUGGUCUGGGGCCUGCCUCCCACAGUAGCCAAGGAGCCUGGCUCCCCAGACACACUAUGAAGUGCCUCGGGCUGACAGUGUGGCCUGCUCCCUCGAGGGCAACUGAAGACAGCCUGCAGGCCUGGGGGGAGCUGCCUCUGCUCUAGGCUGAGAUGCCGUUUGGAGGGGUGCCUGGACCCACACCUCCUUGACCUGCCCCAGGGCAGGCCUUGCUCCUGCUCAAGAGGCACUGAUGGGGGCAGGCCCAGGCCCUGCUGCCCACCCACCUCCCACCAGAGAAGCACAGAUCUUGGGCAGCCGCCCCACGAGCCCAGCCGGCCACCGCCACAGCCAUGUGCAGCUGCAGGCUUCUCCCCACCACCCUGCCACUGUCCACUGUGAUGUCCGUCCAGUCCCUUGUCUGUUCCCACGGGGCCGUGAAGUGACUCGGGGGCUAGCUGGGUGGGUGCAGCUGGGGGAAGGGGCUGGGUUGGGAUUCUCCUCAGGCUUUGGCCCUGCAAGUGAACCCACGUAUCUGCUCUGUAUGUAAUAAACGUCUUAAUAUCGUA